Molecule: messenger RNA, 798 nt
Organism: Aegilops tauschii subsp. strangulata
Lineage: Eukaryota; Viridiplantae; Streptophyta; Magnoliopsida; Poales; Poaceae
Product: heavy metal-associated isoprenylated plant protein 28
Molecular function (GO): metal ion binding
Source: RefSeq, a predicted model, not a curated record
GGCCUUUGUCACUUGUCAUCUCCUUCGGCCCCUUAUAUGCAUCCCUACAUUGUCCUUGCAGAGCACUCUGAGUUGGAAAGGAGCUCGACUUUGUCAGGCUCACAUCGCGUAGCCUCUCCAAGAGCAGUCUGCAGCCAUGACGAUCGUGGAGAUGCAGAUGAACAUCGACUGCGACGGCUGCGAGGACAACGUGAGGAAGGCCCUUCUGAGGCUUCAAGGCGUGCACUACGUGGACGUGGACCGAGCGCGGGACAAGGUGACGGUGACCGGCACGGCGAGCCAGAAGAAGGUGCUGCGCGCGGCGCGGCGCACGGGGAAGCUCGCCGUGCUGUGGCCGUCGGCGUACGACCCGGGGUACCACCACGCCUACGCCUACGCUCACGCACAGCCGGCCUAUUACUCCUACCAGGCCAAGCCCGCCGCCGCCCACGCACACCGCAACUACAACAGCGUUCCGCACGGCAAGAGCGGGUACAUGCCGGCGGCGCAGUACGGCAGCGCCAGCUCGUACAACUACCACGUCCAUGGCUACUACGACUCGGACCUCCACGGGUACUACCACCAGCAGCAGGGGCUGUCCAACGCCGCCGUGCCUGUCGACGCGGGGAGCUACUUCAGCGACGACAACCCCAGCGCCUGCUCCGUCAUGUGAGUGCACAGCUGACCGGUGGUCGCUCCGAUGCCUACGAAUUGGCCUCUGCAUCGUGUACAUACGUCUCUUGUGGAUAGUUCUCUCUGUCAAGGUGCUCUGUUAAGACACUGAAGCCUAUGUUUGGAACAAGAAAUUUAUGCAAGUUA